Molecule: messenger RNA, 589 nt
Organism: Lycium ferocissimum
Lineage: Eukaryota; Viridiplantae; Streptophyta; Magnoliopsida; Solanales; Solanaceae
Product: large ribosomal subunit protein eL31
Exons: 2
Coding region: 77-439 (120 amino acids)
Biological process (GO): cytoplasmic translation
Cellular component (GO): cytosolic large ribosomal subunit; ribosome
Molecular function (GO): structural constituent of ribosome
Source: RefSeq, a predicted model, not a curated record
AGUGUUUGAUUAAAAUGAUUUUGUUUGUUUGAAUUGCAGGAAAAGGUAAGUUUUAGUGUAAAAAAAGGAAGUGAAAAUGGUGGAGAAAAGUAAAGGAAGAAAGGAAGAGGUUGUUUCCAGGGAAUAUACAAUUAACCUCCACAAGCGUUUACAUGGAUGCACAUUCAAGAAGAAGGCCCCAACAGCCAUCAAGGAGAUCAGGAAGUUCGCACAGAAAGCUAUGGGUACAAAGGAUGUCAGAGUUGACGUGAAGCUCAACAAGCAGAUCUGGAGCAGGGGCAUCCGAAGUGUUCCAAGGCGUGUCAGAGUUCGUAUUGCUCGCAAGAGGAAUGACGAUGAGGACGCAAAGGAGGAGCUCUACUCUCUGGUUACUGUUGCUGAGAUCCCAGCAGAAGGAUUGAAGGGUCUUGGUACCAAGAUCAUCGAGGAUGAAGAUUAAACAGUCAUUUUUGGUGAAGAAUGUUACUUUUAUAUUUUGGGAUCCUUUUUAGUGCUAUUAGACUCCGAAGUUUUGUUAUGAUACUAAGUCAUUUCGUGUUUGGAAUUCUCACCAUGAUUUUGUGCUAUUCAUGUUUUCAAUGUCUCUGUA